Molecule: messenger RNA, 1361 nt
Organism: Hirundo rustica (Barn swallow)
Lineage: Eukaryota; Metazoa; Chordata; Aves; Passeriformes; Hirundinidae
Gene: CRCP
Product: CGRP receptor component
Exons: 6
Coding region: 117-557 (146 amino acids)
Biological process (GO): transcription initiation at RNA polymerase III promoter
Cellular component (GO): RNA polymerase III complex
Molecular function (GO): nucleotide binding
Source: RefSeq, a predicted model, not a curated record
CCUUUUCCGCUUCCGUCGCGGCCGCCGAAUCCUCCUUCAGCUCCACCGGGCCUGUCCCCACGCCGUGCCCCUUCGUGCCGCCCGCGGGUAGCGGGAGGAUCCUCGGGGAGGACGCGAUGGAGGUGAAAGAUGCAAAUGCUGCAUUGCUGAGUAACUUUGAGGUGUACCAGUUACUUACUGAUCUCAAGCAGCAGCGUAAAGAGAGUGGCAAAACCAAGCAGAGCUCUGGGCAGCAGAACCUGAACACAAUCAUGUAUGAGACACUGAAGUACAUUUCAAAAACACCCUGCAGGUACCAGAGUCCUGAGACUGUCAGGGAGUUCCUGGUAGCAAUGAAAGACCAUAAAUUAACCAAGGCAGAGAAGCUGCAGCUGCUGAACCACAGGCCGGUGACUGCAGUGGAAAUCCAGCUGAUGGUGGAAGAAAGCGAGGAGAGGCUGACAGAGGAGGAGAUCGAGUCCCUCCUGCAGACAGUCACCACCAUCCUGCCAGGGGAUCCCGAGGAGCAGCAGAGAGACUCAGCAACGGCAGCACAAGACAAAGGUGACCAGGCAUAGGAGGCAGCGCUUCCAGAAGAGAGCCAGCUGCUGUUAGUCUGGGUUUGAUACCGGUUCAAUCCUGUAGUAAACAUAACUGUAAAAUAUAUUCCAUUUUUUUUAUGAUUUGGAGGUGAUGAGGGAACCAAUUGUUCCCAAGCAAGAAGGGAAAAGGACACUAUUGUUUGGGUGUUUUGUCCUAAACAGGGGGGGCAGUGCCAGAGUUUGCAUUGGAGCAGCCUGAGGAGUGCUGGGGCUCAGCAUCUUUUGGGCAGUGCUGCAAUGAGAAUUCCUUUCAGAAGCUUUGGAGUUGCCCAAAUGGCUUCCAGAGCAGUGCAAAGCCAAUUUUGGGGCUGUUUUAGGGGUUUUCAGGGGCUCCUUGGGCUCUGGCCAGGCACUCCCAAACCCUGGCAUCAUGGAAUGGGGAGGAUCUGUGGGAAGGCAACUCAAGGAUGUCUGAUAAAUAAAAUAAAAGAGAUCCAGAUUCAGCAGAUUGCACUGAAACCAGAGAGCUGGGGGGGUUGAAGCUGUGAAAUCAAAGCUGGGAGUGCCCUAACAGCAGAAUACUGAGGUGUCUCUUUGCCCUCUGAACAUUUAUUCCAAUAUUUACACACAGACUCCUGUGAUGGAGGAAUAAAUGAGGCAACACUGAGCUCUUGAUCUGGUUUGGUGAAAUGAGAGUCAGGCGUGGAUGAUGCAGAAUUUCCUGAGCUUUUUUUGUCUGAUGAAGGAUUUCAGGAUCAAGUACUUCAUGUUGAAAGCCUUUGUGAUUAUAAUAAAUCAUUUGUGUGUGAAUAUCCGCACAAAGUCAGCCGCUGGUUUAAA